AUGCUGGAUGUUGGAGGUUCCAUGGAGAUAUUAUUGGGAAUUGAUGGAAAGGGAACAACCGAGAUUUCGAGAAGAAGAUUUGCGACAAUCCGACAGGAAACGAUGAAUGAUGCACGAAAGCAUAGCAUCAGGCGCAAAUUGAACUAUCCUCGAGCUACCGAACGAAGCCCUACCGCCAUAUUUUCUGCUGCGACAAAACGAAGUCGCUGGAUUGAAGCUGACAUUUCCUCCUUCUCGCAGGUCAACGUCCCAAAGACCAGACGCACUUACUGCAAGGGCAAGGAUUGCCGAAAGCACACUCAACACAAGGUUACCCAAUACAAGGCAGGAAAGGCUUCGUUGUUCGCUCAAGGAAAGCGUCGUUAUGACCGAAAACAAUCCGGUUAUGGUGGUCAGACAAAACCCGUUUUCCACAAGAAGGCAAAGACCACAAAGAAGGUUGUGUUGAGAUUGGAAUGCACAUCCUGCAAGACGAAGGCACAGUUGGCAUUGAAGCGUUGCAAGCAUUUCGAGCUUGGUGGUGACAAGAAGACCAAGGGUGCUGCUUUGGUAUUCUAG
Sclerotinia borealis F-4128 is the source of this 558-nucleotide messenger RNA. Lineage: Eukaryota; Fungi; Ascomycota; Leotiomycetes; Helotiales; Sclerotiniaceae. The record is from the annotation of a GenBank genome assembly.